Chlorella variabilis is the source of this 1275-nucleotide messenger RNA. RefSeq lists its product as hypothetical. The record is from RefSeq and is a predicted model, not a curated record. The coding region runs from base 1 to 1275 and encodes 424 amino acids. Lineage: Eukaryota; Viridiplantae; Chlorophyta; Trebouxiophyceae; Chlorellales; Chlorellaceae. The transcript has 4 exons.
AUGGCGGAUGACGGCGGCCGGCAGCAGAAGGAGCGCCUCGCAAUUGGUGGCGACCUUGAGCAGCAGUGGCGGCUUGCCUGCGCUCUCAGGCAGCGAGCCAACCCCACCACGCUCUGCAGUCUGCUCAGAGCUCUUGGCUCCGAUGGCCUGAUGGCGCCAAGCAGCCAGCAGGCACUGUUGCAAAACUGGGCCGGGGGUUCACCGCUGGCGGAACUGUUGCCGCCCGACGUCGACCACCAGCGGCGUGUGCUGCGGGCGGUGGUGCUAGCUGCGGAGCAGGAUGGGCAGGAGGUGUGCGAGGAGCUCAUGCAGCUCUACAGCGCCCGUCUGCUGGGCCAGGCAGGUGCAGUCGGCGGCGGCUCAAGCACCGCACUGUUAGCCGCCCCGCAGCCGCAGCCGGGCUGGUGCUACAAGCUGUACGGCUAUGCCCCGGCAGGAGAGCCCACCGCCGCCACCUGGCACCGUAUGGGCGUGCUGGACCGGCAGGCGGUGGAGCGCUGCCAGCAGGAGCAGCAACAUUGGCGGCAGGAGCUGGACGGCCAGCAGCAGGGGGAGGAGGAUGGCGAGCCCGGGCUGCUGCCGCCGCUGCCUGUCACGGCCGGCGAUGCGCGGCACGGCCUGCUGGCCCUCCACGUCUCGCUCAAUCUGCUGGAGGGCGGCACCGGCUGCCACGAGUGGGAGGCGGGCUUCUGGCUGGCAGAGUGGGUGCUCAGCCACCCGCAGCUGGCAGCAGGCCGCUGCUGCCUGGAGAUUGGGUGCGGGGCAGGCAUGGUGGGCGUGGCGCUGCACCGCUGUGGCGCCGCUGCCGUCGUCUGCACAGAUGGCGAUGCCCAGACGGUGGCCAACUGCCGGCUCAACUUGCAGCUGAAUGGCGUGCCGCUUUUGGCUGCCAGGGACGGCCCGGCAGAUGCAGCUCCUGCCGUGCUGGCAGCAGCACCGGCACAGGAGGAUGGCAGCAACGUGGAAAUGCAGCAGCAGCAGCCGGCAGCGUACAUCGCCACCACUCUGCGAAACGAGGCCACCCUGCAUCAGUUUUUGGUGGCGGCGGAAAGCGACCCUGCCAUUUACAUCCAGCAGCUAGCGGGGCCUGCAGCACGCAGCUCAGCGGGCAAGGCGGCAGCAGCUGGUGGGGUCGAGGAGGGCGCUGCUGGUCGGGAUGGUGGCUGUGAUGCCAGUAGGGGCGGGAGCAGCCCCGCGAUUCGUUUUCAGCACGUGCCGGAGCUGGAGGCUGCCCGCAGCCGUAUCUUCCUGCACAGAAUCACCCUGGCGCCGUGA